UUUUCCUCACAGUCUCCUGAGAUCUCAAAAUGCCGGAACCAGCGAAGUCCGCGCCCGCCCCGAAGAAGGGCUCCAAGAAGGCGGUGACCAAGGCGCAGAAGAAGGACGGCAAGAAGCGCAAGCGCAGCCGCAAGGAGAGCUACUCGGUGUACGUGUACAAGGUGCUCAAGCAGGUGCACCCCGACACCGGCAUCUCGUCCAAGGCCAUGGGCAUCAUGAACUCGUUCGUCAACGACAUCUUCGAGCGCAUCGCGGGCGAGGCGUCGCGCCUGGCGCAUUACAACAAGCGCUCGACCAUCACGUCCCGCGAGAUCCAGACGGCCGUGCGCCUGCUGCUGCCCGGCGAGCUGGCCAAGCACGCCGUGUCCGAGGGCACCAAGGCCGUCACCAAGUACACCAGCUCCAAGUGAGGCCCGAGCGAGCGGCCUGACUCCUAACCCAAAGGCUCUUUUCAGAGCCACUCAGUUGUCAGUGUUAGAGCUGUGAACACAUUCUUCAAGUCUGGGGGGAAGUACAGGCGGAGUACACAGAUGUUUACUAAGUACUUUAAGGUUCCCGGACGUGAAACAGUGCUAUGUGCUGCUUAGGGGUAUGUGCAACUAAACUUAGAAAACACAGCCUGGCAGCGGACGAACACCAUAGUAAGGACCCUGGUGAAUUCCAAGGCAGGGAGAGCUUGGGACUCUUGUUGAGACACAAGUGUUUAACUACUUUUGGAUUAGUUUUGGCGGUAACAUCGAACUAAGUGGUGUUUCACUGACAUCUUUCCUUUGCCUGAUACAUAUUCUAGUAUUUGUACUAGUAAUGGAGGCAAAUGUAGGGAAAGUGGUUAUUUUAUCAAGAGUAAAGCCUGCCCCAAAUGUGGUGUGGAUUGUGAACAUAUAAAGGGACCUACUUUAAAAUAAGACGGAGGGUCCCCACAGACGUGCAAGAGGGGAGCUAUGGGCAGCAGGGCUCAUCCAGGCGAACCCCUGAAUCUAUCUUCCUGGCCCCGUCCUCUGACUUUCCAGGGAGCUGAAGCCAGCCCCAGUGGCUCAUUUCUUUCCUGUAAUAGUUUCAGAGCCACAGCUGUGCUUUCACUGGCCCCAGCUGAACAAAUGUGCCCUCAAAAAACAAACAAAAACACCCAAAAUUAAAAUGGAGCGGGAGCUACUUAUACCUCAAACCUUGAAGGGUUAAAACGGCAAAAUUACAUUUGGACCUAACCUAGGACAACAUUGUAUCCCAAAGAACUGUUCGAAAGGAAAAGAAAGCAAACAUUGUUAAGUACUUAGCUGAUGGGUGACAGACUGAAAAGAAAAACAUGUUUAGACCUCGCGUCACUGUUAACUUUUCUGUGGCGAUAGCGACGCCUUCCUGCGGUGGGUGUCACUGCUCCCCUUCCCUUGCCCCUCAAUUCCUAGUGUUUGUCUCCUUAUCCGGACUCUCUGGGCUCCUGCCUUAUUGGUCUCAAGUAAAUGUUUGCUGCCUCUCA
Molecule: messenger RNA, 1474 nt
Organism: Myotis brandtii (Brandt's bat)
Lineage: Eukaryota; Metazoa; Chordata; Mammalia; Chiroptera; Vespertilionidae
Product: histone H2B type 1
Exons: 1
Coding region: 30-410 (126 amino acids)
Cellular component (GO): nucleosome
Molecular function (GO): protein heterodimerization activity; DNA binding; structural constituent of chromatin
Source: RefSeq, a predicted model, not a curated record